This is a messenger RNA of Cyphellophora europaea CBS 101466, 1095 nucleotides long. RefSeq lists its product as uncharacterized. The transcript has a single exon. The record is from RefSeq and is a predicted model, not a curated record. Gene Ontology annotation, cellular component: mitochondrion. Gene Ontology annotation, molecular function: oxidoreductase activity. Bases 1 to 1095 code for a protein of 364 amino acids. NCBI's taxonomy places the organism in Eukaryota, Fungi, Ascomycota, Eurotiomycetes, Chaetothyriales, Cyphellophoraceae.
AUGGCGAACAUGAAAGCCAUCCACAUCACCGACUGGCUGCCGCCCUCCAGAGGCUACGCAUCCCUCAGCCCCGCCAUAAUCCCUCGACCUCGGCCUACACCCGAUCGCAUCAUCGUGGCGGUCAGCCACGCAUCCCUCAACCACGUCGACCUCCUCUACGCCCGCGGCCUGCACCAAAACAACGCCUCUGGCCUCGUGCGCCCGCCCCUCACCCUCGGACUUGAGUUCUGCGGCGUUGUUGCCGCACUACCCACCUCUGCAUCCGCCCGUGCCGCGUGCGGAUUCCAGGUUGGAGACCGAGUCUGGGGCUCCACGGUCGGGAGCUAUGCGGAGUACGUAUCCGUACCAACCUCCGCGCUGCGGCGGCUUCCGGAUGAGACGAGCUUUUUGGAGGCGGCGGGUAUGGGGGCUGCCAGCCCGACGGUAAGCUAUGGGGCUUUGAGGCUCUGCGCAGAUGUGCAAAAGGGGGAUCUAGUGCUUGUGCAUGCCGCAACGGGAGGGCUGGGUGUGCCGGCAGUGCAGAUUGCUAGAGCAAUGGGUGCGCAGGUCGUUGCUACGGUGGGGAGUGAGGAGAAGGCAAGGGUUGUGAGGGAAAACUUCCGGGGCGAUGUAGUGGGAGUGGUGAAUUAUGGAAGAGACGGCUGGGAGAAGGAGGUGGUUCGGAUCGCAGAGGGAUUGGGGAAGGAGGGUGUGGAUGUUGUGUAUGAUACAGUCGGUCUGGUCCUGUCGUCGAUCAGAUGCGUAAGAUUCGGUGGCACGGUGGUCAUCGCCGGAUUUGCAGGGAGAAAAGGCGAAAUGGAGAAGGUAGCGAUGAACAGGAUAUUGCUGAAAAAUGUGAAGGUGCUGGGUUACAGAUAUGGAGAGAGCGGUAGAAGAGAUCCGAAACACACGGCGGAGUGCUGGCGAGGGACGGAGGAGCUGCUUUCGAAGAAGAAGAUGAAGCCCUUGAUCUACAAGGCGCACCAGGGCUUAGACAAGGUAGGCGAGGGGCUGCAGGAGUUGUAUGAGAGGAAGGUAUGGGGUAAAGCGGUGGUCGAAAUCAAGAAGGAAGACGACCUUAUGAAAGACUUCGCGGAAGGCCCGCCAAAGUUAUGA